AUGACUAUUGAAAGCCUGGACUUAACAAAGGGUGAACUACUUACCAUCAUGUAUAUUCAGCUUUCAUGGAUCGACGAGUUUUUGAUGUGGAAUCCCUUUGAGUAUGGAGGUAUCACAAAGUUAUCCGUACCUUACGAAAAACUUUGGAUACCACCUUUAUCACAAUCAAACGGAGCAAUGAAAGAGAAGUCAGGCCAAAUAAUAAAUCCUGGUUUUGCCCCAGUUUUCGUUUUACCUAAUGGAAUGGUUCUCCUUGUCACUACAGGAUACUACGUAACUAAAUGUGAUAUUGACACUAGCUUGUAUCCAUUUGACUCGCAUACAUGCACUUUUUAUUUCUUUUCCGCGUUGAAUGAUGUCACAGAAAUGGAGUUGAAUUCUCACACAUCUGAUUUUGCCUUCGGGUUACUUCAACAAAAUGAUGCAUGGCGUCACACAAAGACUGAUUUUAAGAAAGGCACAUAUUCAGCCGAGAACAUUGUGUACACCUUAGGCAGUCUUGAGUUUAUAAUAACACUAAAACGAAGACCCAUAUUUGAAAUCAUAAAUGUUUUUCUGCCGAUUCUUCUGUUAACAGUUCUAAACCUUGCGGCUAAUUUUGUUCCUGUCAAUUCUGGCGAGCGUCUCUCAUUUUCGAUCACUUUAUAUCUUUCAUUUGUAUUCAUAACGUCUGCAAUGGUAGAUGAAAUGCCUCAUGUCGCAAAUAAUAUAGCGUUUUCCUCCUACAUAAUGCUAUCUUUAAACGUCCUCAAUACAGCAAGUGUACUCUGGAGUGUGUUUAUGGUGCGAAUGGCAACCUGGGAAAAUAAAAUGACACCGGUACCAAUUUCAUUGCAGAAAGUGGUGAGGUUUUGCCAAAAUAUAGGUUCGACCACUACUACAAAAGUCCAUCCAAAAAUAAACACAACCGAUGACGAUUCCGAUGCAAUCUCAACGGCUAAAGGUCUUGAAAAUUCUGACAUUUAUGAUGAAGGAAUAGUUGAAAAAGAAUCAAUAUUGUGGUCUGAUGCAGUGAAACUAUUUGACAAGAUUUACUUUACGGCCACGACUAUUUUAGUCACGUGCGUUAUUUCAGUUAUGGUUUGUCUGUGGCACCUUUCUGAAUGA
This is a messenger RNA of Ruditapes philippinarum (Manila clam), 1107 nucleotides long. Its product is annotated as 5-hydroxytryptamine receptor 3A-like. Gene Ontology annotation, cellular component: synapse; membrane; neuron projection. Gene Ontology annotation, molecular function: extracellular ligand-gated monoatomic ion channel activity; transmembrane signaling receptor activity; neurotransmitter receptor activity. The transcript has a single exon. The coding region runs from base 1 to 1107 and encodes 368 amino acids. Gene Ontology annotation, biological process: signal transduction; monoatomic ion transmembrane transport; nervous system process. The record is from RefSeq and is a predicted model, not a curated record. Lineage: Eukaryota; Metazoa; Mollusca; Bivalvia; Venerida; Veneridae.